Molecule: messenger RNA, 1050 nt
Organism: Benincasa hispida (wax gourd)
Lineage: Eukaryota; Viridiplantae; Streptophyta; Magnoliopsida; Cucurbitales; Cucurbitaceae
Product: stress response NST1-like protein
Source: RefSeq, a predicted model, not a curated record
GUUUAUUUCUCCUCCCUCACUAAUUACGGCAGCCACGCCAACCCUAGUCGCUCCGCAACUGCCAUUUGCACAAUGCUUCCAUCUCGAGCUCUAUGAUCCAACUUUUUUCUUUUUUUUGUUUCCCCUUUUAUUCUUCUCCAUUUAGAUAAUUCGAAAUCUUGUCAAAUCCGAAAAUAAGAUUUCAAAUCAUUUUGAUUUUGAAGCCCAGAAGCUUGUGCGACAUCAAUGGCGUUUACGCCUCGUUCCGCGAUCCGCACUGCAACCGAUCUCUCUAAUAACCUUCUUCGCUCCUUAUCCACUUCCACUAAAUCUGCUCACCACAACAAUCACCAGCAGACGCACAAAUACUUGGAGGCGAACGCCUUUAUUGGCAGCUGGGAGGCGCCGAAAGACCCCAAGGAAGCGCAGGCCAAACUCGCUCAGCUCCGAAGGGACUACGCCAAGCAGAUGAAGCAGGUACGCAAGAAUUACAUCCAGGAGGUUGAACUCUUGAGACUCGAAAAGGAGCGCAAGGACGAAGCCAAAAGAGAAGCGCUUAGGGUUGCCAAUGAGGAACGCAAGAAGCUUAAAGCUGAAGCUGCUAAAGUCCGAGCCGAAGAGCGUAAGGUUGCUGACGAAGAGUUCCGACUGACUUUGAUGAAAGAAAGAGCUGAAAAGCUUGAGCAUUGGAGAAUGAUGGAAAAGAAGAGGGACGAAAAGAAGAAAGAAAAGAAUGAUCUACUAAGACGGCAGAGUUCCUUGUGGGUUGAUGAAAAUAAACUGGAAGAGAAGCUUUUGGACGCCAUUGUUAAUACCACCCCUCUCUGAGUUUUUUUUACUUUUCAGUCAUAAUUUGUCCAAACAUUGUUCCAGUUUCUUACAUUUCUUGUUAGAAGCAGUUUUAAUCAUUAUCACUAGAUUCUAAAUGAUAAUUUUCUGCAUAUCCAAGGUUUUGUUGUUCACUUUCACACCUCUUGCUUAUGAUGAAACAGUCAACAUUUUGCAUACAGUGGUACCUUAUUAUUGUUGUUGUCGGGGAAAAAAUUAGAAUGUUGUAUCAUGUUAUCUUCA